Messenger RNA from Mercurialis annua (annual mercury), 1308 nucleotides. RefSeq names its product ribosome-inactivating protein bryodin II-like. Gene Ontology annotation, molecular function: rRNA N-glycosylase activity. The transcript is spliced from 2 exons. Lineage: Eukaryota; Viridiplantae; Streptophyta; Magnoliopsida; Malpighiales; Euphorbiaceae. The record is from RefSeq and is a predicted model, not a curated record. Gene Ontology annotation, biological process: negative regulation of translation. The coding region runs from base 128 to 1033 and encodes 301 amino acids.
CAUGUAUAAAUAGGUCACCGUCCUUGUUACUAUAUCAUUAUAUUAUAUCAAGAAAAUUGCAAAGAUUCUCAAUUUAAUCAAGUAAUCAGUUUUCUGGCAUUCAUCAAAUUCAAUCAAGAUCUUGAUCAUGGAUAUCAUCAGGCAUAUACCUGCAGUUGCCUUUGGAUUAUGGAUCGUGGACAAUGUGUUUGGCCAACCAGACCAGCCUCCGUUGGAGUUUCACGUUGACGAUGCAGUGGAACAUUACAGACAAUUCAUUGCAGCUCUGCGAGAACGAUUAGCAAGUGGAAACACGAGUCAUGGAAUACAAAUCCUCCGGAACCCAGAUAUUGUGGGCGCAGAUAAUAACCAGCGAUAUCUCUUACUUCAACUUUCAAAUGAACAGAACUUAACAAUCACACUAGUGUUGGAUAUUACUGAUGCAUACGUGGUUGGUUAUCGUGCCGAAAAUCGAUCCUAUUUCUUUAGAGAUUAUUAUGAUACCUUAAGUCCUAUUUUAUUCACCGACACUAACCAAACUAGGAUCCCAUUUCGAUGUAACUACGAUGGCUUAGAAGGUGACAUAGCAGCUGGCGCUCAAAAACGGGCUGGACCUAGUUCCCAGCGAAUUAUCAAUCGUCCAAGCAUAUCAAGGGGUGAAAUUGAUUUAGGAAUGGCAGCAUUACAAGCAGCCAUUUCAAGUCUCUAUAACUAUGAGAGGAGAACUUUGGCCAGGUCUUUUAUUGUCCUUAUUCAGAUGAUUGCGGAGGCCGCCAGAUUCACGUAUAUCGAGCGACGAGUGAUUCGAAGCAUUGAAACUCACAUGCCAUUCCGGCCAGAUCCUUGCAUGCUUACCCUUGAGAAUAGCUGGAAUCCCCUCUCAGAAGGAGUUCAGAGAUCCAACGGCCAGGGAGAAUUUCGCAGGCAAGAUCAACUUCAACUUGUAACACCAAAUGGACAGAUAUAUAUUGUGUUGCGUGUGACACGACAAAUACUCGAGUCUUUCGGUCUGGCGCUUGUUAAAUAUGAAAAUCCUGGGCAUGAUGAGCUAUAAUCACCAGUCAUGCACCCAUAUUAGCACAUGAACCAGUGAUUGUUUGGUCUGUCCCUACCAUUUUUAUUUCUGGUUGUUGUUUUAUGUUUUGUGUAAUAAUUAAGGGAUAAAACACUAUCAAUUAAGGCAUGAAGAUUGAUUUCUUAGAGAUUAGUCUCAUGCCCAGUACGUUUUCCUUUUGUUGUUUUAAUUAUAUGUUUGUCCGUGUGUAAAUUUUUCCUUUUAAGUCGAACAUUUGUAUUUGCCAUUACAAUUUGCAUUGAUGUUGGGUCUAA